AUGGGAGACGCCCGUGGAGCUCUGAAACAUGAUCACAGCAGUAGCUGCAUCGAUCACGACCCGAAUUCGCUGCAACGUUUGUUCGCGAACAACCGCAAAUGGCGCGAUCAGGUGCUUCAGAAAGACCCCGAGUUCUUUGAGCGCACGGCGAAGGCCCAGGCUCCUCGAUACCUUUGGAUCGGAUGCUCGGACUCGCGUGUGCCAGCCGAGGAGAUCACCGGCCUCAACCCCGGCGAGAUGUUUGUGCACCGCAACGUCGCAAACCUUGUAGUGAGCAACGACAUCAACUCGCUGUCGGUGGUGCAGUUCUCCGUCGAGAAGCUCAAAGUCAAAGACAUUAUCGUGUGUGGCCACUACGGCUGCGGUGGAGUGACGGCCGCCUUGAAAAACGCGCAGAUCGGACUACUGGACAACUGGCUGCGUAACAUUCGAGACGUGUGUCGCACGCACAAGGAUGAACUGAGUCGGUACAAGACCGACGAGGAGCGUGAGCGUCGCCUGGUCGAGCUGAACAUUCAAGAGCAGUGCCUCAACAUCUUCAAGAUCAACAUGGUGCAGCGUCGCAUGGGUCUUUAUGGAGCUCCUCGUAUUCACGGCAUGGUGUACGACAUCCGUUCGGGUAUCUUGAAGGAGCUGGAGGUCGACUACCACGGCUACAUCGCCAAGCACAUGGGCGUCUUCAAUCUGCACAACUUCCGAGAUGGAAAGAUCCCAUCCACCAGACCGGAAUUCCAGCGCAACAUGAUCCUGAACCUGGUGGAAGACCACGAAGAGGAACCAGGAACCGUUAGUGCUCGUUACAUCUCUCGCGUGCUAAAGAGAGAGACUGAACUCUUCACCGAGGAAGAAGUGGACACGGCCAUCAAGGCUAUACAGGCCAAGAACCCUCAGAACCCCUUCGUGGAAGUUAACUCGCUGGUCUCUUAUUUUACCGGCAAUGAGGCUACGGCGUAG
Molecule: messenger RNA, 954 nt
Organism: Phytophthora nicotianae INRA-310
Lineage: Eukaryota; Oomycota; Peronosporomycetes; Peronosporales; Peronosporaceae
Exons: 1
Coding region: 1-954 (317 amino acids)
Biological process (GO): carbon utilization
Molecular function (GO): carbonate dehydratase activity; zinc ion binding
Source: RefSeq, a predicted model, not a curated record